Cladophialophora psammophila CBS 110553 is the source of this 1329-nucleotide messenger RNA. RefSeq lists its product as uncharacterized. The transcript has 3 exons. The coding region runs from base 1 to 1329 and encodes 442 amino acids. Gene Ontology annotation, molecular function: RNA binding. The record is from RefSeq and is a predicted model, not a curated record. NCBI's taxonomy places the organism in Eukaryota, Fungi, Ascomycota, Eurotiomycetes, Chaetothyriales, Herpotrichiellaceae.
AUGUUCAUAGGGGGACUUAAUUGGGAAACAACCGAUCAAUCGCUUCAUGAUUACUUCUCACAAUUCGGCGAAGUUCAAGAAUGCACCGUCAUGCGAGACAGCGCCACAGGCCGCUCUCGAGGCUUUGGAUUUUUGACAUUCAAGGACCCCAAGACAGUCAACACCGUGAUGGUAAAGGAACAUUUCUUGGAUGGGAAAAUUAUCGACCCCAAGCGAGCGAUCCCCCGAGACGAACAGGAAAAGACAGCCAAGAUAUUCGUGGGCGGAGUCAGUCAAGAUGCCACCGAAGAAGAUUUUGAGGGCUUUUUUGCUCAGUUUGGGCGGGUCAUCGAUGCCACCCUCAUGAUGGACAAAGACACCGGCCGACCGCGAGGCUUUGGAUUCGUGACCUUUGACAGUGACGCUGCCGUAGAGAAAUGCCUGCAGUACCACCCGCUCGAGAUUCUGGGGAAGCCUAUCGAGGUCAAGCGCGCACAACCAAGAGGCAAGAUGGGUGAAGAUGACGAUUACGGUCGUGGUCGUGGGAGAGGCAAGUUCGGGCGCGACGACCGCUUUAGUACUGACACCACCCAAGCUCCGCAAAACCCCCAGGCUCAAACUCCAAGCAUGAUGGCCGGCACCACUGGGAUGACCCCUCAGAUGAUGGCGCAAUAUUGGCAAAGAAUGCAGCAAUACUUUGCAAUGAUGCAGCAGCAGAUGGCGGCCAACAUGAUGGGCGGCAUGGGCGGCAUGGGCGGCAUGGGCAAUAUGGGCAUGAAUCCCCAGAUGAUGGCGCAAAUGCAAAUGCAGCAACAGCUGCAGAAAAUGCAAGGUGCAAAUAGCCCUAAUGCUCAGAACGUCGGCGGCAUGCAAGGCAUAACUCCUCAAAUGAUGCAACAGAUGAUGCAGAUGCAACAGGGUGGGAUGAACAUGGGGGCAAAUCGACCACCGAUGGGCCCCGCCAGUGUGGCAGGAGGGCCGCGAGCCGGCUUUUCGGCACAAGAGCAGUUGGCAUUUGAACAACAAAAGUACGAACAGCAGCAACAGGUACGUCGUCAGGGCGGCUUUCCGCAAGGUCCUCGCGGCGGCGGCUUUCAAGGCCAGGGGCAAAGCGGGCCACAGUCGUGGGAAGGAAUGUACGACGACGUUCCCCAGCCAGAAGGAAAUGUCGGUGGCAGAGGCUCAGCCGGGCCGGUUCGCCAACACACGCCAAAACCGCCCAAGGGUCCCGGUGGUGCCUCUCCAGUGAGCGCAGCUCCGGCCAAUGCGCCCACUGGGCCCAAGAAUGCCGGCAAGCCAGGAGCAAAUUUCAGAGGAGGUAGAGGCCGAUACCAUCCAUAUGGAAGGUGA